AUGGAUGAUUUACUACGAAAUUCAUCAUCAAUAUCAACGUCUACUCCUAUCACACAUGAAGUACAUUGGGAAGGUUAUGUACGUAAGAAAGGAGACUGGUUACCACGCUGGGAAGAACGAUAUUUGAUUUUAGAUGGGGCUACACUCACUUAUUACAAUUCAAAGGAAGAAGCUCGAAGUGCACGUAAUUUACGGGGUCGUAUGAUCAUUAAUAAAGUUCGACCGGAAAAUUACGGCAAAGCCCAUGGCUUUCUCUUGGAGACUCAGGGUCAUAAAUAUUUUCAUUUAUGCUGUUCGACCGAGCUAGAAAAAGACAUGUGGGUUGAAAUGAUGCAAGCUGCUAUUGAAGAAGGAGUACGACAUGAUGCUCAUAAUAGUCUUUCGAUCGAAGGGAUUGAGGCAUUGCAGAUGCAGACAUCUCCGACUCAAGUAGACCUUCGAGGUUUUUAUUUUGCUUUUCGCCAACUGCUCAUCUCACACUCGUCGUCACCACAGUUUUUCCCGAAACUCUCACGAGACGUUGUACUUACGUCUAAUUACGCACCUACCGUGCCUUUCUGGGGCGAAUAUCAUGGACUUGAUGGUGUACUGCACUUUUUUUCCAUCUUGUACGAGACGGUGGAGAUUACAGCCUUUUUCGUGACCGAUAUUGCUCAAGCCAAAGAAGGGUCUACUGCUGUAGUGGCUGGACGGGAAACCAUGAAGAACAGAGACAAUGGGCGCAAGUUCACGCAGCAGUGGCAGCACACGAUUGAGUUUGCACCCGACGGACGGGUCAAGAAUUUGACCAUCUCGGCAGAUCCGAUUGCUGCCUCAGCGGUUUUUGGCUGCAGCGCUACGUCUAGUUUGUCGUUGCCUAUGGCUGCAGUUGUUGGCAACACGGUCCACGACAAUCCCGCAGGAAAAUUUCACGUCGUUGUGUUCCGCGGCGAGCAGAUUUCGGACCAGGGUUUCAUCGACGAUAUAGAGCAGAUAGAUGGAUUGGAGGCUGAUGACGAGAAGCAACCAUCGAACCGCCGUGUGUUUUUGGGGUUGCGUUUGGUGACAGAUGGCAAGAAUAAUGUGUAUGCACCGACCUCGUCCUCGAACUGCGUGGCACGGACACGGACAUGCGACCCGGAGGAAUCACGGGAUCCCAAGUGGAAUUCCAAGCACGAUAUUCCGUUUGCUGGAUCAUUGAGGGGUAAGCCUUGCUUCAUUCUGAUUGAAGCUUGGGAAGUCAUGGACAGCAAUGGAUCUGGGGAAGCCUCGGAACGUGUAGUUGGUGUUGCCAAGGUCAACCUUGCGCCGUUUCUGGCGCUGGCCAGUUCAUCGCGAACGGUCCGAGAGAGUGUUAUUCACUCGGAUAUUGCUCGUGGCGCCGUGCCGCAGUGGUACACCUUGUUGUCUGCAAGCGAGACAAAGUUUACUUGUGGGCGAGUACAGCUCAGCAUAAGUUUCGAAGCCUCCACGGCUUCCUUCGCUGCGAUGUCGCGCUCUAAUCUUGCAGUUGCACCGCGAAAUGGCAUUGAUGGGGACUCGCCUGGUUUGGAUUCGAAUGCGCCAACACCGCAGGUUUAUCCGUCAGGAGCAAUGGUGCAAUCGAUGAGCCACCGUGUUGCGUUAGCCCGCGGUUGCUCUUUUCGCGAUACAAAACGGGAUAAUCACCAAUUUCGGGUGGGCAAUACAAACUUCGACGUUCCGAAGCGCUAUCAAAUGAUCAAAGCUGUGGGCCAAGGCGCAUAUGGCUGUGUGAUUGCUGCUAGUGACACGGAAACGGGCCAAGCACUCGCCAUAAAGAAUAUUCCGAAUGCUUUCAACGAUCUCAUCGACGCAAAGCGCAUUCUUCGGGAGAUUCGCCUCAUGCGCCAUCUGAACCACCCAAACUUGGUGAAUUUGCUUGACCUGCUUCGUCCACCGACUCUGCAAGAGUUCAAUGACGUUUACAUUGUGACAGAUCUCAUGGAAACUGACCUGCAUCGUGUCAUUCACUCGAACCAAUCGAUCAGUGACGACCACGUGCAGUACUUCUUGUAUCAGAUGCUGGUUGCUAUCAACUACGUGCAUUCUGCUGAGGUGCUCCACCGCGAUUUGAAGCCAUCCAACAUUUUGGUCAAUUCAGAUUGCGACCUGAAGCUGUGUGAUUUCGGCCUCGCUCGUGGCAUUCAGGGUAUGGACUCAGGUCUCACCGAGUACGUCGUCACUCGCUGGUACCGCGCUCCAGAAUUGCUGCUUUCGUCGAAGUAUGACAAGCAAAUGGAUGUGUGGGCCAUUGGAUGUAUUCUGGCUGAGAUGCUUGGUCGGCGGCCUCUUUUCCCUGGCCAUGACUAUUUGCACCAGCUGAAGAUUAUUAUGGACGUUGUUGGCUCACCGUCAGAGAACUCGUUGGAUUUCAUUACUAACCCAAAAGCAAAGCGAUUCAUUUUGCGUCAGCCUAAAAAGCCGAAGGUGCCGCUCUCGUCCGUGUAUCCGCGUGCAACUCCACAAUGCCUCGAUUUGCUUGAGAAGAUGCUGGUAUUUGAUCCACGUAAGCGUAUUACGAUCCAGGAAGCCCUCGCACACCCUUACUUAAGCUUGGUGCGCGAUCGAUCUGUGGAAAAGACAUGCCCUUCGUCAUUUGAUUUUGCAUUCGAGAAUGCCGACUUGACCAAGCAGAAGCUGCAGGAACUCAUUUUUGAGGACGUGUGUACAUUCCACCCGGAUGCUCGUAUCUCUGAUCCGGUACUUUCAGUUGCCUCUGCUGCAGUGAGCGAUGCCUCGAGUCGAUCACAUAGCCUUUCUAGAGCUGACUCGACUUCAAGUACAAGGAGACCAAAAGCACCGGGCUCGGCCUCUUCUCCAGCUAUUGCAUCUGAUGCUGCUAAUGCUACAUCGGAGGCCAUGCCGCCCGCGCCGGUUUCUCUCAUGGCGUCGGCGAGCCUGCCAGUCCCAGUACAGAAUAUUUCAGCUGUAAAAGAGCCUGUUUCUGUUCGGCAAUCUCCAGCUAACGCGCGGUCGUCUUCAGUUGUAUUACUGGGUCCAAAUGUGACUCCUGGUCAUGAAUCCAGGGCUUCUGAAACUCUAGAUACUUCUGCAACACCGGAAGUAUCGUUAAGUCUAACGAAUGCAACGGGGUUGCAGAAUGCUGUGUCACCUCCGAUGCCAAAUGUAUUCGUCGAAACUAUGGAAGAAGAAUCAGUGUUGGCCUUUGUGGACGAACGAAGUUCCCAAGCAGAAUUUGCCAUCGAGAUCGUGCAGACGCCUGCUCGCACUGUCGAGGUAUCGGCAGAACCAGAAGGAUCAGCAGGAGCAGAACCAUCUGUUAAUGAUAUUGGAAGCGCCCCCAUUCACAAUGUAUCAGUAACAGACGCCACGGCCAUGGUCGAUGAGAGUGAAGCCACCGACCAUGACGCACCAAAUAGGACAAGCAGCAGUAGCAGUGGCAGUGAUGGCGAGGAUGCACUCGCAGAUGCACACGAGUCAGAGAGAGAAAUUGACCUAUCGACCUCGCCGAAGAAGCAAGUGCUGCAGCAACCCGAAUCUCUCCUUACGCCAUCGUCGGUGGUGUGA
Messenger RNA from Peronospora farinosa, 3528 nucleotides. The record is from the annotation of a GenBank genome assembly. Lineage: Eukaryota; Oomycota; Peronosporomycetes; Peronosporales; Peronosporaceae.